Messenger RNA from Saccoglossus kowalevskii, 698 nucleotides. RefSeq lists its product as uncharacterized. NCBI's taxonomy places the organism in Eukaryota, Metazoa, Hemichordata, Enteropneusta, Harrimaniidae. The record is from RefSeq and is a predicted model, not a curated record.
UGCUAAACGUGAACUAUGAAUAUGCUCGGAUGUACAGUGUUGGCUUUGUUUCUGCUGUUGGCUACAGGGAAGGCGUCGAAGACGGAUGCUACCGUGACCGGGGAUGCGUUAAACGAGCAGUCCGAGAUAACGUGCAAAUGUAACCCGCCCUGCAAAGGACGUGAUACGUGUGUUACCCUCGGUGCUUGUUACGCGGUAAGCUCUCCUUGGAUGAACGCCUCUUAUCUUGGGUGUGUAAGAGAAGAUGCCGCCAAUCAAACGUGCGGCAAGUCGCGUCCUAGGGGUCCUAAAUGUUGUACCAGUGAUCUUUGCAAUGAUGUGGACACCAAAGACGCCAGUUCCGAGGUCGCUCCUGACAUGGAUUUACCGGUAGGAUCGUCGUCUGACUACUGAAUACAAUACGCCUCAGCAGGUCCCCUGGUCGCGAGAUGAAUUUUUUUCACAAGAUAUGGGUAUAUGUAUUUAAAAUUAUUACAGUGACAAUAAUUAUUUAUGUAAAUGUUGUAUAGUGUAUUUUGUCAUUCAUUGCAUCGGUGUGUUAUGUGAUGCGACACGUACAUUCAGCAUGUAUUGUUUGAUAUUGUAUGUAAUAAUAGAAACUUACAACAUAAUAUUAUCUAUCGUUGUUUUGAUAGAAAACAUCGCAGAUCAUACAGGUUAUUCGAAGCGUGAUGUUUUCAUUAUCCCUACUAGUUCGA